Acanthamoeba castellanii str. Neff is the source of this 525-nucleotide messenger RNA. RefSeq names its product hemerythrin hhe cation binding subfamily protein. NCBI's taxonomy places the organism in Eukaryota, Discosea, Longamoebia, Acanthamoebidae. The coding region runs from base 1 to 525 and encodes 174 amino acids. The transcript is spliced from 5 exons. The record is from RefSeq and is a predicted model, not a curated record.
AUGAAGGACCACCAGAAGGUGCAGGGCAUGCUGCGCACAGUCAUAUCAAGUGCCGACAGCAAAGUAAGGAAGGAGAACAUGAACCAGGUUGUCUACGAGCUCUCCCAACACGCGGCCGUCGAAGAACAAAUCCUCUACCCGACCCUCAGGCACCUCCAUGACGAUGGGGACAAGAUGGCCGACCGCGCUAUCGAAGAGCACCUCAAAGUCAAGAAAGAGCUGGACGCACUGGACAAGAUGGAAGUGACCGAAUCCAAGUUCGUGCCCGCAGUGGAGAAGAUGAGCAAAGACCUCGAUCAGCACAUCAAGGAAGAGGAGUCCGAGAUCUUCCCCAUCCUCAAGCAGAAGCUAUCGAAGGAGGAUCUGGACAAGAUGGGAAACCUGCUCGAGAGCAUGAAGACGGUAUCGCCCACGAGGCCUCACCCGCAUAUGCCAGCUACCCCGCCCUACAACGUCAUGGCCGGUCCGCUGGCCGCCUUCCUGGACCGCGUGCGGGAUCUUGGUCGGUCCUUCCCCAAGAAGUGA